Molecule: messenger RNA, 536 nt
Organism: Coccinella septempunctata (seven-spotted ladybird)
Lineage: Eukaryota; Metazoa; Arthropoda; Insecta; Coleoptera; Coccinellidae
Product: cuticle protein CP14.6-like
Exons: 3
Coding region: 75-524 (149 amino acids)
Cellular component (GO): chitin-based extracellular matrix
Molecular function (GO): structural constituent of chitin-based larval cuticle
Source: RefSeq, a predicted model, not a curated record
UAUGCGUUCUGUUAUUAGUUGUCCGUUAGUUCAUCUUCAGAGAAGUUUUAGUAGUGCGAUUGGAGAAGAAUAGAAUGAUGAAGCGUCUUUCGAAGCUAUUUUUUAUAUUGACGUCGAACGUUAUUGUAUUGGGUGCUCCAACCAAGAAAGAUGCCGAUGCAACUAUAACCAGUUAUGAUUAUAAACUGACAGAAAAUGGUUACUUUUUCGAGUAUUCAACGAGUAAUGGAAUAACAAGAACGGAAAAUGGAGUGUAUGCCAAAGGUUCCAAAAUCAAUGAUGGUGAGAGCAACAUUCUCCACGUAAGUGGAUCUUAUUCUUACGUGGACGAUAAGGGACAAACUCACAGGAUUGAUUACGAAGCAAAUGAAAAUGGAUUUCUAGUUCGAAAACCACCGGAACUGACCGCUGUUGUUACAAGUCUAGAAUCAGCUGUAGCGUUUCUAGGGGAAGAAUAUGAAGAAAAAGGUCCUCAAUAUCCGAAAAGAAUAUCAUCCGCUGCUCUAGCCUCUCUUUCUGGGUGAUUAUGAUUUUGA